Molecule: messenger RNA, 3589 nt
Organism: Lynx canadensis (Canada lynx)
Lineage: Eukaryota; Metazoa; Chordata; Mammalia; Carnivora; Felidae
Gene: ZC3HAV1L
Product: zinc finger CCCH-type containing, antiviral 1 like
Molecular function (GO): metal ion binding
Source: RefSeq, a predicted model, not a curated record
AUGGCGGAGCCCACGGUGUGCUCCUUCCUCACCAAGGUGCUGUGCGCCAACGGCGGCCGCAUGUUCCUGCGGGACCUGCGCGGCCACGUGAGCUCUCGAGCCCGGCUCCGGGACGUGCUGCGCCAGGCCGGGCCCGACCGCUUCCUGCUGCAGGAGGUGGAGAUGAGGGAGGGCCUCUGGGACGCCGAGGCCGAGGCGGCGGCCGGCGCGGGCGGCGCGGGCGGCGCGGGCGGCGGCCCCUGCGCCUGGCGGGUGGUGGCCGUGUCCUCCGCGCGCCUCUGCGCCCGCUACCAGCGAGGCGAGUGCCAGGCCUGCGACCAGCUGCACCUCUGCCGCCGCCACAUGCUGGGCAAGUGCCCGAACCGCGACUGCUGGUCUACCUGUACCCUUUCCCAUGAUAUCCACACACCCGUCAACAUCCAAGUUCUGAAAAACCAUGGGCUUUUUGGCCUCAAUGAGGCCCAGCUUCGGAUCCUGCUUUUACAGAAUGACCCGUGCCUUUUACCAGAGGUGUGUUUGCUGUACAACAAAGGGGAAGCGCUGCAUGGCUACUGCAACAUGAAGGAGAAGUGCAACAAGUUUCACGUGUGCAAGUCCUUUGUCAGAGGGGAGUGCAGACUUCAGAAAUGCAAACGGUCCCAUCAGCUCAUUCAUGCCGCAGCCCUGAAGCUGCUGCAGGACCAAGGACUGAGUGUCCCAAGUGUCGUUAAUUUUCAGAUAAUCUCUACCUACAAGCAUAUGAAGCUGCACAAGGUGCUUGAAAGUCAAGGGAAUUCAGCUUCUGCUGAGUGUUCCCAGGGCCUUGAGGAACCAGGAGUACACGUAGCCGGCGCUCCAGAGGCCACCCCUCUGGUGCCCGGCCCCGCUCAGUCAGCCAAGAAACCACAUGCAGGUAAACCUUAAAGGACGUCAGUGAAAGGAGAAGCGUGUCCAACUAGAAGGUCUGAAAACAAAGCUUCUGUUGAGCUUAAUUUGUAAGCUCGUUCAUUUCAUCAUUUUCCAUUCACGGUCGUAGUAGUACCUACCUCACAAGUUGUUGUAAAAUCAAAGAGGACGGUGGUCGGGGAUGUGGUUGGACGCUGAGCAGGCAGAGAGGAUAGGACGUGAGUAUGGUUGGGGUCGGUCCAGCGUGCACCAUGAAGAUGGCCCAUCCUGCCCGAGGUCCCCAAGAGCUUUCCCCAGGCCGGCGGGAGCUCCAAAAGGAGUGGGUUCUGCUGACUUGCUCUGUGACCCACCCAGGGUUUUUCCUAUGCGCCCAUAUACACAGUUUACAUAGUGGUAGUUCUAAAAUACGUACGCUUUGUACUCUUGUUUUUUCUUAAAGUUUCAUAAGCACCUUUCCCUAUUCGCAUUUUAUCACGUAUAAUCAUUUGAAUGCACGGAUACACUAACAGAUGAUCGCUUACUUCACUAUUUCCCUUAUUCUGGGGUAUUUCAAUUCUUUCUCACAAAUUUUGAAUAGGACUCUUAAAAUCCUUACCAUACUGAAUUUUUAAAUUUCUUCUUUUGCUUAGGCUUGUAGGUGCUAAAGGAUACUGUCUUUUUGGUUUGCGUUUCUUUAAGUAUAUGCAAGUGAGUAUUUUCCUGUGUGUGUUUUCUGUAUGUCUUAUAUGGUGCAUUUCGUGUUUGCCGUUCAGUUCCUGGGGCCCUCCUCUGUGCUGAUAUGGCAUGGCUUUCGAUGAGGUUCCUCGAUUUUCACGAGAGGCUAUCACUUGUACCGUGCUCAUAUGAUACCCACCUCUGUGGAUCCGUCCUCAGCCAGUACCAUAGCUUUAUAACUUUUGAGUGCUCACCAAAGAUUUCUACCUCACUCUGUCCACUCUUCGUUUUUUAUUAAAUUUCUUUGCCAAAGCUCCAUUGCUACCGUUUAAACAGUAUGUUGUUCCUCUGUUCCUCGAAGUCGUAUCCAUUCUUUCUGUGGAUCAGGAGAGACCAUCAGAAACCUAUAUACCUCACCCAUUUCACGUUGCCUUUAUCUCCCUUCUCCACCCCGGCCAGCUUCCUUCAUCCAGUUAAGCUCAGAUGUUUGGUUCUUUAUUUUCAUUGAGGGGUACAGAGAAGCAGCAUCAUGAGAUCUUUUUCUGGGUUUCCUGUUGUGAUAUCCCCAAAUGUCAGUGUGUAAAGUUUUGUUUGUUUGUUUUUAAGUUUAACUUUCCUGCGGUAACACAUUUGAGAAAUAGGGACAAGGGUAGUGAGUUUUUCAUAAAGCUGAAUUAAUUUAGUUUAGAAGCAUGUUUUAUCAUGAAAUGCUGUCUUCUCUAUUGGGGAAGGUGUGCAGAAACAUCCUUUUCAUAGUGAGAAAUUGCUGUGUUUUCUCCUCAUGGACAAUAAGAGUCACGCGGUUAAUCUUUUCACUUUGGUUGUCCACAGCAGUAUUUCUGAAAGCCCUUCUGUUCUGCAUACCUUGUUUCCUUCUUCCUAGUUCUGAUUUUUCCUGGUGAUAUUUUUUUUACAAAAUUAUUUUUACAUUUUAUUAUUAUUAUUUACAUUUUAUCCUUUCACUAUGUGUAUUUUUGCUAUAAGCCAUCUAAAAUUCUUUUUAAAUUUUUCAUUAAAUUUUUUUUAGCCAUCUUAAAUUCUUAAUGGAAAGUGUAGGGUAUAAAUGUAUAUCCUAUCUAUUAAGAGACUUGGUGGACUUUUACAGUAUUGUGUUUUUUUUUAUACAUCUUCUAAUUAUGCUUUUAUGUGCAGUUAUUAGCCCUCUGUAAUCUCUGUUACAAUAUUUUAUGUACAGUAAAUACAUAGGGAAUGUAUAAUAUUCCCUUUAAAGCUUAGUUCUGUUAGUAUUCAUUCUGUAAAGAUAUUUUAUAUAAUUAUACUUGACCCUCAUUUCCAGCUCAUGAUUCAGCUGUUGGAAAGUUACUACAGGAGAAUUGGAGAUGAUUUUUCUUUGGUCAUUUAUCAGGGCGUAUGAGGGAAGGUGCACAUCCAUAGGCCCCCCAAAUUCAACAUAACCUAGGUUAAAUACUAACUUUCCUAUAGACUCGUCCCUUCUUUGGUUUCUUUAUUUUUGGAGUAUCAACAAACUACCGACUUAAAGCAAAACCCUACAAAUUGUCCUCAUACUCGUCUUUCUCCUGGUUCCUUAUGUCAGACUGGUUACCCAGUGUUGGAGAUUAGUUUCCCUUCAGAACUCUCAAGUUUUUGUCCUCCUCUGCCCCUUUCUUUCCAUCCCCUACACACAGCCUUGUUUCCAAUCCUCAUCAGCUCUUGCUCUUAUGCCACAGAUGUAGGACUCCUUGGUUUUCCGGUUCUGUCUUGUGAGAGUAUUUUUAUAGAAGGUGCGAGGUGGCCCCCUGCUUUCCUUCAGUGAUGGCAGUCCCAUUUUAAUUUUUCAUACAACAGGCUCUUGUGGAUUUCAUUGGUCUCCUUACCACCUUCUACCCACCCCACCAUCCCCAAGCCUUCCACCCUGUGCCCAGUUGGGCUUUUGAAAUGCAGAUCUAAUCACAUGCUAUCUUUUGCCAUAACCUUCAUUGGUCCCCACAAUGCAAAGUAGGAGUCAUAAACUCAAAUGCCUUCUUGGAUGAGACAGGUGACCUAAAUGGAUGAUGUGAGCUGGCUGUAAGAGAAAUGGGGGGAGAGAGGA